AUGGAAAGAACUCUUAUCUGGACUUUAUUAUUUGUAGUUACGAUCCACGGUGAGAAAAUGAAUCCAGUUUAGGUCUUUUAGGAGAUGUUCGACCUGUUCUUGAUGAGUCUGUUAGAGAAUAAUCACAAUUUCUAUCACUGCAGGAGUUUGGAGUGAGAUCAAACUGGAGCAGACUCCCUCUGAGGUGAAAAGACCUGGAGAGACAGUGAGGAUGUCAUGUGUCAUAUCUGGGUUUAGCAUGACCGACGACUAUAUCCACUGGAUACGCCAGAGGCCAGGGAGAGCUCUGGAGUGGAUUGGGAGGAUGGAUGCAGGUUCAAACUCUGCUAGCUAUGCCAGCUCCUUCCAGAGUCGCUUCAGCAUGACUGAAGAUGUGCCCAGAAGCACUCAGUACCUCCAGGUUCAGGGGCUGACAGCAGAAGAUUCUGCUGUUUACUUCUGUGCUCGAAGAGACACAGUGAGAGAAGAGAGCGGAGCAGCUGCUCAAAAACCUCCACAGACAAACACCAGAGUUCAGGUUUACAGUCCUCAGAGACGAAGCAGACAGCAGCUGUACCUGAAUGAGAUCAGUCUGAGGACUGGAGACUCUGCUGUUUAA
This is a messenger RNA of Xyrichtys novacula (pearly razorfish), 598 nucleotides long. The record is from the annotation of a GenBank genome assembly. Lineage: Eukaryota; Metazoa; Chordata; Actinopteri; Labriformes; Labridae.